AUGUACAACAAUCCGAUUAUUCCCGGAUUUAAUCCCGACCCUUCCAUAAUUCGCGUGAAGAAUGACUUCUUCCUCGUAACCUCUUCCUUCGAAUACUUCCCCGGAGCUCCGAUAUACCAUAGCACUGAUCUGAUACGCUGGACCCUGAUCGGCCACGCACUGACCAGGCGCAGUCAGAUCCACAUCCAGACCCCCGAACCUGGUGGUGGAGUUUGGGCCACCACCCUACGGUACCAUGGCGGUGUCUACUACAUAAUUGCGGCCAGCUUUGAACGCUAUCGCCCCCAGGAUGAUGAUCGUGUUUGGCCGCGCGGGUUCUACGUGAAGACAGAGAAUAUCUGGGAUUCUGAUUCCUGGUCUGACCCGGUGUUUUUCGACCAAGUCGGAUUUGAUCAGGAUCUGUUCUGGGACGAUGACGGCACGGUGUACCUAUCAUCGACCUAUCGCAAACUGAAUAGAACGCCGAAUGCAAAUCUGAAAGACUUCGCCAUCCAUAUCGCUACUGUUGAUCUUGCCAGCGGGGCUUCUACAUCCGAACCAAGGCUCAUCCGAGAUUCUACCUCCGGCGUCUCUGAGGGAUCGCAUAUAUUCAAGCGCGGGAAAUACUACUAUCUUUUCACCGCCGAAGGGGGUACAGAAAGCGGCCAUUGCGAAUGGGUGAGCCGCAGUGAGACGGGCCCGUUUGGUCCGUGGGAAGUGGGACCGAGUAACCCACUCUGGAGGAAUGGGAUCAAUGACGACGUGCAAAAUACUGGGCAUGCAGACUUGGUGGAAGAUGCACAGGGAAGAUGGUGGGCUGUUUUCUUGGGUGUGCGACCGGUGCGAAAGGAUGGUUACUGGGAGGAGUCUGUUUUUGGGCGCGAAACAUUUCUGAUACCCGUUGAGUGGAAGGAUGAUUGGCCGGUUUUCAAUGAGGGCAAAAAAAUCUCUCUCCAAUCUGAAAGUCCACACCUUUAUGAGCACCAAAAUCCCGUAGCAUGGAGAGAUGAUUUCUCGAGUCCAGAAUUACAGCUAGGCUGGUACCGCAAAAACACCCCCAUAAGAACAGAUUACUCGCUUGUGGAGCGACCAAACCACCUCCGUCUACACGGAGGACCAUAUAACCUCUCCGUCCCCAGUUGUCCGACUCUAUUUCUUCGGAAACAAACUCAUCACUACUGCACGUGGGAAACACAGUUAUCUUUCAAUCCUCAGUCACCACAUACAGAAGCUGGAACUGUUGUCUGGUGGAACUAUUUCACUUACAGCAGUAUAGGGAUUCGGCACUCCCCUACAAAGGAAAGGGCACGAAUUGUGCGAUUCCGAGCGGCUGGAGGAGAAGUUAUUGAUCGGGAACUCGAAAGCGCAGUGUCGGAUGUCGUGUUCUUCAUUGAAUGCGGAGACCAGUAUAGGUUUGGUCUCAGAGAGGUGAACGGCGCUCAUUCCCAGAUCCAGUGGCUAGGAGAGGUUCAGAACAGCACAAUGACUCAGUCGCCGCCAGUCGGAGCACCUUUUACCGGGAUGAUGCUCGGACUGUAUGCCUUCGGAGAACGGCAACGCUGCUUAGUUCCGGCCGACUUUGCAUAUGCCGAGUUUAGAUGA
Messenger RNA from Aspergillus bombycis, 1581 nucleotides. RefSeq names its product glycoside hydrolase family 43 protein. Gene Ontology annotation, molecular function: hydrolase activity, hydrolyzing O-glycosyl compounds. Gene Ontology annotation, biological process: carbohydrate metabolic process. The coding region runs from base 1 to 1581 and encodes 526 amino acids. The transcript has 4 exons. NCBI's taxonomy places the organism in Eukaryota, Fungi, Ascomycota, Eurotiomycetes, Eurotiales, Aspergillaceae. The record is from RefSeq and is a predicted model, not a curated record.